Molecule: messenger RNA, 1686 nt
Organism: Tetrapisispora phaffii CBS 4417
Lineage: Eukaryota; Fungi; Ascomycota; Saccharomycetes; Saccharomycetales; Saccharomycetaceae
Gene: RRN7
Product: Rrn7p
Exons: 1
Coding region: 1-1686 (561 amino acids)
Biological process (GO): nucleolar large rRNA transcription by RNA polymerase I; RNA polymerase I preinitiation complex assembly
Cellular component (GO): RNA polymerase I core factor complex; RNA polymerase transcription factor SL1 complex
Molecular function (GO): RNA polymerase I core promoter sequence-specific DNA binding
Source: RefSeq, a predicted model, not a curated record
AUGCUUUCCUUUCUUCGCGGGCCAGUCUGUGGGACGGAUAAUUGUCCUUCCAGAUUAUGGAGGAUUAUUGCCGGUAGAAGAACAUGUCAAUAUGGGCAUGUGAUGGAAGGUGAUAUCGAAGUUAAUAAUGAUGAUGAUGACUAUGCUGCAGGUGGGAUAGUUACAAGGAGAUUGAAUUUAACUACUAAUGCAACCGGUACCUUUCAGUCGAGUUUGAAUGCCUCGCAACAGCUUGCUUCAAAAUAUCGCGUUAAAGAUAAGAGGAUAUAUGGUUACGAUGCAAAUAUUCUAUUUCUUAAAUCAUUUCAAUAUAUAUUAAAGAAACAAUGCGGAUGGCUUAUAAGGAAGCAAGGGUUCAGUGAUAACUUUUCUCAGGUUGUUAAGUUGCUAUGGACAAAAUAUCUGAAAAAAGUUAACGAUAACGAUAAAAAUAUUAUAGAUGAAGGAAUUAAUAGUUUUUCAAAUCCUGUUAGUUUUAGGAAAAAUGGACGUGGAAAACAUUUGCAAUCACUAAAUAUACACAUUUCUACUUCAUUAGCAUUUUUAUACAUUGCAUCGAUGCAUAUUGGAAUUCCAGUUUACGCAUCUGAUUUCAUCACUUGGAUUGGUAUAUCCGAGCUUCCUUAUUACAAGUCAUACUCACUUCUUCCAAAACAAUGGGUAGAAGGACUGCCGAAUUUUUAUUUAGGUUUACUUGAAGGUGGAGCACCACCUCAUGAAGGUCAGUUUUAUAGAGUUUUGAUUAAGUUAGCCUAUAGAAUUGAAUUAAAUGGAUUUUUAGAUACACACUUUUACUUUGAAGGACUAUUAUUGAAAUUAAUAAUGUCGUUUUCACUCCCACCAUCUGUAUUCCUCAUUGCAGUAGAAAUGAUCAAGAGUUUAGAUAUCGCUGAUAAUUUUAUAUUACCAGAACUACGUAGCGCAAACUUCUUAGGAUAUCAUGUUAUUCCUGAAGUUAGAACAUUGUCAUAUUUUAUUGUCGCAUUAAGAUGGAUUUUAUUAAGUAAUAUUGAUGAUGCUUUUCCGGAUACAUAUUUAAUGGCAUUAUUAAAUGAUGUGAAGAUCGAAUCAGAAAGUGAAUAUACGAUUGAAAACAGAAUUUCGAAACUGAUAUACAAUAAAGAAACCAACAAUGUUUUUACAUGGGAUGAUAAGCAAAGUCUAGAAUAUUUAAACUGGGUUGAGAAAAAAUUUUUACCAAACCAAAAGGCAGUUGUAGAUAGAGAAAAUAAUAUUGAUAAAAAAAUUGCAAGAAGAAAACUUAUGGAGCUAUUCCCAUUAACUGAAAAGGUACAAACUAAGAAGCCUUGGUCGAACUUAGAAAAGAGUAAUGAAAUCACAAGUGAUCAGAUAGCAACUAAUUCAGAAAAUGGAAACUUUGAAAAUGACGUUAGCAAUGACAUAAACAUGGAAAUGAAUUCUAAGACGCACUUACAGGAUAAUAAGGUAUCCUUCAUUAAUGAAUUACAAGAAAAAUUUAUUAGUUUAAGAAACAGUCUCGAGUUUCCUCCGUAUCAAGGAACUGAGCAAUCCGCUGCUCUACCUUCUCGUAUCCAAUUGAUUAAUAAACUCGAAGAUAAAAUAAUUGAAAAAUUGGUAACAGAUUUUGCACUCUCAAAAGUACAACUCGAGGCAAGUGUGAAACAAGUAGAGAAAUUUUGCAUCAAAAGAUUAACUAAAACUUAA